Canis lupus familiaris (dog) is the source of this 3267-nucleotide messenger RNA. It is a transcript of the gene SLC19A4, whose product is annotated as thiamine transporter 2-like. Bases 1360 to 2835 code for a protein of 491 amino acids. NCBI's taxonomy places the organism in Eukaryota, Metazoa, Chordata, Mammalia, Carnivora, Canidae. The record is from RefSeq and is a predicted model, not a curated record. Gene Ontology annotation, molecular function: thiamine transmembrane transporter activity. Gene Ontology annotation, biological process: transmembrane transport; vitamin transport. The transcript has 8 exons. Gene Ontology annotation, cellular component: plasma membrane.
UGGAGGCUGAGGGGGGAAAGGUGGUGAGAGGCUGCCCUGGGAGUCUUCCAAAAACCUGUGGAUCAAGGACUUCAAGCCACUGAGCACAACAUUCUAAAGAAAUUCUGAAUUAAGUUCUUUCAAUCAGGGACACCUGGGUGGCUCAGCAGUUGAGCAUCUGCCUUCGACUCAGAGUGUGAUCCUGGGGUGCUGGGAUCGAGCCCCAUGUCAGGCUCCCCAUAAGAAGCCUGCUUCUCUCUCUGCCUAUGUCUCUGCCUCUCUCUCUAUGUCUCUCAUGAAUAAAUAAAUAUUUUUUAAUUUCCUUUAAUCAUAGCCAUCUGGGGAAGAUAUUGGCUUGCAUUUCCCCCCUUUCAGGCACCUAUAAUCCCCAAGAGAUCAAGAUCCAAAAAUCAAGUCUCUGUUUGACUUUACAGAGGAAUUUGGCUUUGGCAGCGUGUAGACCUCAGUGUCUGGACUCUGCCCUGACAGAGUCCAGGAGGGAGGUGGGUUAGAGGACUCCGAGCUGGGCAAUCUCAGAUACUGGCAGCAGGAGAGGCAGAGAGCAGGACUCUCAUCCAGAAAGAACUAAAAACAAACCAAACUGAGAAAAAAAUAGAUUGUUGAAUUUGCCAGCCUCCUAUCACCCCAACAACGGAAGAAGGAAUGAGACUAUCUGAUGUGGUAUUUGAUGGAGCUUCCAGGGGAUUUGUUUUCUUCUGCUUUGUUGGUGCUGUCAACUUGUCCCGCUGAAAAUAUUCCUGCAUGCUGCAUGACUUGAAGUUUCUUCAUGUUUUUGUACCUGUUUUCUCAUCUAUAAAAUGAGGACAAGAACAGUCUUACUUCAUAGGAUUUUUUUGAGGAUUAAAUGAUCUAGGACAUGCACAUCAAGUACCCAGGGGUACUCAGCACACAGUAAAGGCUUGUGGAGAAAUAGAAAUUAAACAACUCUUCUGACUUCCUCUAGCGUCAGCUUCUGCUCCAUCCGAUCCUGGCCCAGAUUAGAACAACAUAUGCUGGCUUUAUCUAAAUUUACCACAGUUUUCCUGCUUUAACAUUAAAGAGGAACGAUCAAUGCUCUGCCGAUGCAAAGGUGGAAGUGUCCUCACUCUGUGCUAAUGAACUCUGGUCCUUCCUGUCUGCUGAGGAUUGCAGUAUGCCACGGCGUGCCACGGCAUGCUUCAUUGUUCAAUCAAGAUUUUCUGCAGCUGUUACAGAUCUGCCCUACAAACCAGAACUUUGAGUUCGCACCUGAUGGCGGCUGGCCUUGUGUCCCCGUGGAGCAGAGGACAGAGCACCCCGCUCACCUUGUGAAUCCCGUUUCCUCCUGUAUAAAGCCUCCUCUCCUCUCACUUUUCAGACCAUAAAGCAGGUUAACCAUCCAUGAAUUGUUGCCGGACAUCACCAAGCCAUUCUUGGGUUUUUCCCACAGUAAACCUCUGCUGCUUUGGAUUCUUCUCAAUGAUGAAACCAUCAGAGCCAUUUGUCAUACCUUAUUUAGCAGGACCAGAUAAAAAUAUAAGCCUCAGCGCGAUCACAAAUGAGAUCUUUCCAAUUUGGACAUACUCUUAUCUGGUGCUGCUGCUCCCCGUGUUCAUCCUCACCGACUACGUUCGCUACAAACCAGUCAUUAUCCUGCAAGGGAUCAGCUUCAUCAUCACCUGGUUGUUGCUUGUAUUUGGUCAAGGAUUAAGAGCCAUGCAGGUGCUAGAGUUCUUCUAUGGGAUGGUCUCUGCCACCGAGGUGGCCUACUAUGCCUACAUUUAUAGCGUGGUCAGCCCGGAGCACUAUCAGAAAGUGAGUGGCUACUGCAGGAGCAUCACACUUGUGGCCUACACAGCGGCCUCGGUGCUGGCCCAGCUCCUGGUGUCCCUGGCCAACGUAUCGUACUUUUACCUCAAUGUCAUAUCCUUGGCCUCUGUCUGUGUGGCCUUUCUUUUCUCACUUUUCCUACCAAUGCCUAAGAAGAGCAUGUUUUUUCAUGCAAAACCCAGCAAAGAAACUCCUCCAAAGCCACCAGGAAAAGAUGCUUUCUUAGAGGAACCGCAAACGGAUCACAAACCAGUCUACCAAGAAAUAUUCACCCUUUCAAGGAACCAAGAUGAUGGUCCAUUGAGCACUCCAAAGCCAGGAAAUGUAACUUUGAGAGUUUUUGUGCAGUGGUUCCAAGAUCUGAAGGGUUGUUACUCCUCAAAGCAUCUUUUUUACUGGUCCCUGUGGUGGGCCUUCUCCACAGCAGGUUUUAACCAGGUUUUGAACUAUGUCCAAAUCCUGUGGGAUUACAAGGCACCAUCCCAAAGUUCUACAAUCUAUAAUGGAGCAGUAGAAGCCCUGGCAACCUUUGGAGGGGCUCUGGCUGCCUUCACAGCAGGCUGUGUGAAAGUCAACUGGGAUCUCCUGGGAGAGCUGGCCCUGGCGAUAUUCUCAGCUGCAGAUGCAGGUUCUCUAUUUCUCAUGCAUUACACGACUAAUAUUUGGGUGUGCUAUGCUGGUUUUUUGAUCUUCAAGUCAAGUUACAUGCUUCUCAUAACAAUAGCAGCAUUUCAGAUUGCUGUUAAUCUCAGCGUGGAACGCUAUGCCCUGGUGUUCGGAAUCAACACCUUCAUUGCCCUGGUGAUCCAGACUGUCAUUACUGUAGCUGUGGUUGACAACCAGGGACUGGGGCUUCCGGUCAGCAUACAGUUUUUAAUUUAUGGGAGUUAUUUUUCCAUUAUUGCUGGAAUUUUCCUAAUGAGAAGUAUUUACAUAAUCUGUUCAGCCAAAUGCGGAAAGGAACAUUGUAGGUCUACUACUGGUCAGAAUCCAAGUGAACGAGAAGACUCAAUUUCUAAUACAAACACAGUAACAACACAGUUUUAGCCUGAUAUCUCCUACUUACCAUGGACUCAAAGGAUGGAUGAUUCUAAAAAUAUAUGGUGCUACACUUCAUAGCAUUUUAAUUGUUUGUCCUAGAUUAAGAUACCAUAAAAGAGAAGGAUUAUCAUUAACCUCAUCGACACCACAUCAAACCCUCAGCUACGGGCUGGUAAACUGAGAACAACCAAAACUGAAGUCAACAAGUUGAGACCAGCCAUCUUUAUGGCCUCAGUGAGCAACUGGGAUCCUAAAUACUGUUUUAACACUUUCAAGUCCACCGCAAAACGACAUGGAAAUCAGACAAAUGGGACCAUACAAGAACAAAAACAUGAAAUAUCAUAGCGUGAAUGAUAUAUAUAUUGGCUGUCUGUCCCCAACCUCAUAAAAGUGUGAUUUGUUUUGACUUAGGGAGUAGAUAAAGAAAUUUCUAGUGCA